AUGAACGCUGAGCGCUUUCCCAGUGCCUGGCCCAUGGUCCCCGCCGACGUCGCCGCCCAGAUGGCCCCUCGGCUGACCCCGCUGACCCUGCUGCUGCUGCUGCUGCUGCCGCAGGCUCGGUCCUUCACAGUUUCUCCUACCCUGGCCCCCACUGAACCUUUCUGCCCAGUGCCCAACACCUCCUGCUCUGAUUGGGAGAUCAGUGCAGCAGAAGAAGUAUUGGGGGAGGCUUUGACAGAUUUCUCCCUGAAGCUCUACCACUCCUUCUCAGAGGUGAAGAAGGCUGAGACCAAUAUGGCCUUUUCCCCAUUCAGCAUCGCCAGCCUCCUCACUCACGUCCUGCUUGGGGCUGGAGAUUACACCAAGACCAACCUGGAGAAUGUCCUCUCUUACCCAAAGGACUUUGCCUGUGUCCACCAGGCCCUGAAGGCCUUUACAUCCAAAGGUUACACCUCAGCCUCUCAGAUCUUCCACAGCCCAGACCUGGCCUUAAGGGAUGCCUUUGUGAACGCCUCUCGGAGCCUGUAUGGCAGCAGCCCCAGAGUCCUGAGCAACGACAGUGAUUUGAACCUGAAGCUCAUCAAUAACUGGGUGUCCAAGAACACCAACCACAAGAUCAGACAGCUGCUGGACAGCCUGCCCUCCGACACCCGCCUUGUCCUUCUCAGUGCUGUCUAUCUGAGAGCCAAGUGGAAGACAACAUUUGAUCAUAAAAAAACCACGAUGGAGCCCUUCCACUUCAAAUCCUCUGUGAUCAAAGUACCCAUGAUGACUCACAAGAAGUACCCAGUGGCCCAUUUCACCGACCCGACUUUGAAGGCCAAGGUGGGCUGGCUGCAGCUCUCUCACAACCUGAGCUUGGUGAUCCUGGUACCCCAGCAUACGAAACACCGCCUUGAAGAUCUGGAGCAGGGCCUCAACCCCACUGUCUUCAAGGCCAUCCUGAGGAAGCUGGAGAUGACCAAGUUCCAGCCCACUCUUCUGAUCAUGCCCCGCAUCAGAGUGAAGAGCAGCCAGGACUUGCUGGGAAUCAUGGAGAGAAUGGAAUUCUUUGACUUCACUAAUGACCUCAACCUGUGUGGGCUGACGGAUGACCUAGACCUUCAGGUGUCUGCAAUGCAGCACCAGGCAGUGCUGGAGCUGACGGAGUCAGGGGUGGAGGCGGCUGCAUCCUCCGCUGUCUCUGUGGCCCGCACCUUGCUGGUGUUUGAAGUGAACCAGCCCUUCCUCUUCCUGCUGUGGGACCAGCAGCACAGGCUCCCGGUCUUCAUGGGGCGGGUGUAUGAUCCCCGGGGCUGA
Orycteropus afer afer is the source of this 1299-nucleotide messenger RNA. Lineage: Eukaryota; Metazoa; Chordata; Mammalia; Tubulidentata; Orycteropodidae. The record is from RefSeq and is a predicted model, not a curated record.